This is a messenger RNA of Myotis lucifugus (little brown bat), 965 nucleotides long. RefSeq names its product rab effector MyRIP-like. Gene Ontology annotation, molecular function: actin binding; myosin binding. Gene Ontology annotation, cellular component: cortical actin cytoskeleton. The record is from RefSeq and is a predicted model, not a curated record. NCBI's taxonomy places the organism in Eukaryota, Metazoa, Chordata, Mammalia, Chiroptera, Vespertilionidae. The annotation marks the transcript as partial. The transcript has 3 exons.
AUGGACUUCCUGGAGCAGCUGCUCCCCAAGACCCCAGGAGCCAGUCAUGGGGCAGUGGCAGGUGGCAACCUCGCCUGCUCUAAGCUGAUAACGGCCUCUCUGGUUUCUCUCUCCCUCCCACCUACAGACCGGGCCCCCGUUUUGCAGAGCCCCGAUGGGAACUGGGUGGCGCUGAAGGAUGGCGUGCUGCCCCCCGCCCGCCUGCUGGCCAAACCUAAGAGUGGCGCAUUCCAGGCCCUGGAGGCUGCCUCCAGCAUGGCCUCCGCCUACGAUGAGAUGGGCUCCGACAGCGAGGAGGACUUUGACUGGAGUGAGGCCUUGAGCACGCUAUGCCCACGGCCCCAGGAUCUGCCCAGGAACCCCCAGCCUCAGCCCAUGCAGGCCCAAGGCUUGGACCAAGUCCCCUCCGCCACCUCUGCUCCCUCCAGGCUUUCCCCCCACCUCGAGGCCACGUGCUCUGACUCAGAGACGUCCUCCACGGGCUCCUCCCGGGAAACAGGGCACCAUCGGGCCAGGCUGUCCUGGCUGCAGAGGAAGGCUCCUAGGACCCCUGUCGCCGAAAAGAUGCACCUCCAGGGGGAGCUGGACGUGAACUUCAAUCCCCAGGCAGCCAGCAGGGAGACCUCGGACAGCAGCGAGCCUGAGGAGGCCCACCACGCGCCAGACCGGCGGGCCCGGAGGUGGAGAAGGGCCCGCGUGGGCUCAGAGGAUCCAAGCAAGGAGCUAUCUUCCCCCAACGCCCAUUCCCAGGAGCUGAACACCCACCAGGUGUUGGGUGACUUAUCAGAGACCGACCGUGGCAAUGAGACUCGGCACCCCCGGACCCGUGCCGACACCACGGAGGAGAAAGUGAGAAACAAGUUGUUCGAGUUGGCGAUGAAAAUGAGUGAGAAGGAGACGUCUUCGGGGAGGAUCAGGAAAUAUGCCAUCUACAUCAACACGUUACUGGUCACCCACGUGCAUGG